Molecule: messenger RNA, 2370 nt
Organism: Polyodon spathula (Mississippi paddlefish)
Lineage: Eukaryota; Metazoa; Chordata; Actinopteri; Acipenseriformes; Polyodontidae
Product: dual specificity tyrosine-phosphorylation-regulated kinase 2-like
Exons: 3
Coding region: 503-2290 (595 amino acids)
Biological process (GO): peptidyl-threonine phosphorylation; peptidyl-serine phosphorylation
Cellular component (GO): nucleus
Molecular function (GO): protein serine/threonine/tyrosine kinase activity; protein serine/threonine kinase activity; ATP binding
Source: RefSeq, a predicted model, not a curated record
UUUAACCUGGGACUGUUGAAACCGUGCUGUUGCUGCUCUACCCGAAGCCUCUUUCUCACUGUGUAUGUCUGGAGAGUUUAGUUUCGCUUAGCAACCGGAGCGACCGCAUUUCACGUAAGUGCACAGGGAAGUGGAGAGAGCAAGGACAGAUAAGGAGGAUUCUGCAUAUCUCUCGCCUAUAAUACUGGGAGUGAGUGUGGUUUACCUCUUUGCCAUGCAAAUGGGCGCUGCUGCUUCGCUAGCUCCUCUAAAGCAACGCUGGGAUGUUAAUUGUUUUUAAUUGCAUGAAUUUUUAGACAGUUAAUGACGCUACUGUUUUUUAGGUUCUAAAGCCACGGUAGCAAGUUUUUGGUGUCGUUUUCUGUGGAAGCACAUGGUUUUGCGUCUCAGGUUGAGAAUGCAUGUCUGGAUGUAGCUGAUUGGAGUAACAGUUGGUGAUCAGAGAGUGGGGGGAGGAGGAGAGACACUGAAAGUGGUUUUUCCGUGUGUCUCUCCAGCGGCCAUGUUAACCAAGAAACCCUGCGCUGCCGUCUACCCUACUGUCGCUGCAGGCAAAGGGGGUGAGGGCGUUUGCCAGUUGCAGUCAUCCCCCGGGAUCAGUACAGGGGGUCUACGGACUGGAGCAGGGACCGACCCGCCGCCGCCUGUCCCGCUGCCGCCUCUCAGGAGCACCUGCACGCUCUCGGUCGGAGACAGUAAGCACACAAUGAACGACCACCUGCACAAUGGUACCCACCAGCAGAUCCACGUCCAGCAACUUUUUGAGGAAAACAGUAACAAGCGGACGGUUUUAACAGCCCAGCCCAACGGCCUCACUUCGGUGAGCAAAGCUGGCUUGCUGUCGGUGCAGGACAGGCAGCUGGACAUUGCCCACCGCCGCCAGGGCAGCUCCAGCUCCCUCAAGUCCUCCGACGGGACAGGGAGGGCAAAAGCCUCGCCCAUGGCACCCGAACAGGCCAUGAAGCAAUACAUGCCCAAGCUGACGGUGUUCGAGCACCAUGAGAUCUUCAACUACCCUGAGAUCUACUUUUUGGGUCCAAACGCCAAGAAGAGGCCAGGCGUGAUCGGGGGCUCCAACAACGGUGGCUAUGACGACGACCAGGGCUCCUACAUCCACGUGCCCCACGACCAUCUCGCGUACCGCUACGAGGUGCUCAAGGUCAUUGGCAAAGGCAGCUUUGGCCAGGUAGUGAAGGUCUACGACCACAAGGCGCACCAGCACGUGGCCCUCAAGAUGGUGCGCAACGAGAAGCGCUUCCACAGACAGGCGGCGGAGGAGAUCCGCAUCCUGGAGCACCUGCGCAAGCAGGACAAGGACGGCUCCAUGAACGUCAUCCACAUGCUGGAGCACUUCACAUUCCGCAGCCACAUCUGCAUGACCUUCGAGCUGCUGAGCAUGAACCUGUACGAGCUCAUCAAGAAGAACAAGUUCCAGGGCUUCAGCCUGCCGCUGGUGCGCAAGUUCGCCCACUCCAUCCUGCAGUGCCUGGAUGCUCUGCACAAAAACAAAAUCAUCCACUGUGACUUGAAACCUGAGAACAUCCUGCUGAAGCAGCAGGGCAGGAGCGGGAUCAAGGUGAUCGACUUCGGCUCCAGCUGCUACGAGCACCAGCGGGUCUACACCUACAUACAGUCACGCUUUUACCGGGCUCCGGAAGUAAUCCUCGGCUCCAGGUACGGAAUGCCCAUCGACAUGUGGAGCCUGGGCUGUAUACUGGCAGAGCUGCUAACGGGUUACCCUCUCUUACCAGGAGAAGAUGAAGGGGACCAACUGGCGUGCAUGAUAGAACUGCUCGGUAUGCCAACACAAAAGCUUCUAGAUUCAUCCAAAAGAGCCAAAAAUUUUGUCAGCUCCAAGGGUUACCCCCGGUACUGCACUGUCACAAGCUUGCCAGAUGGCUCCACGGUUCUGAACGGCGGGCGCUCGCGCAGGGGGAAACUCAGGGGCCCGCCAGGCAGCAAGGAGUGUGUGACGGCUCUGAAGGGCUGCGACGACCCCCUGUUCCUGGACUUUCUGAAACAGUGUUUGGAAUGGGAUCCCUCUCUCCGCAUGACACCCAGCCAGGCCUUACGACACCCCUGGCUGAGGAGACGCUUGCCAAAACCCCCGACCGGGGAGAAGAGCACCACCAAGCGGAUCACGGAGAGCACUGGUGCUAUUACAUCCAUUUCCAAAUUACCUCUAACUUCAGGCUCCUCCUCCUCUAAGUUAAGGACUAAUUUGGCACAGAUCACCGAUGCCAAUGGGAAUAUCCAACAGAGGACAGUGUUGCCAAAGUUAGUUAGCUGAGAUGGAAUCCGAUCCGUCACAACGGGAAUCUAAUUAUUAUUAUUAUUAUUAUUAUUACUACUACUCUUUUUAAUAUUAUA